Messenger RNA from Amphibalanus amphitrite, 1263 nucleotides. RefSeq names its product protein GDAP2 homolog. The record is from RefSeq and is a predicted model, not a curated record. NCBI's taxonomy places the organism in Eukaryota, Metazoa, Arthropoda, Thecostraca, Balanomorpha, Balanidae. The annotation marks the transcript as partial. The transcript is spliced from 9 exons.
CGACUCGGCUGCGGAGAGCCACGUGAGGUGCUGCAGCUGGUCUGCGACCACCGGCUGGCCAGUGUCGGCCUGCCCUGCCUCCACUCGUCGCGCCGCGGCUUUCCGCCGGACGUCGGCGCCCACAUCGCGCUCCGCACUGUGCGCCGGUUCCUGGAGCGUUUCGCCGACCCGUCGGGGCCACUACUCGUACUCACUGUGGACGCCAUGGACGCCGGGAUAUACGAGGUGCUACUGCCGCACUACUUCCCCAGAAACCAGCGAGAGGAGGAGUGCGCCAGAUACCAGCUGCCGGAGGACAUCGGAGACGACUUUGGCGCGCCGGUGAUACCAGACAGGGCCAUCCGAAUCAUCGACAACCCGCAGCACAGCUACCAAGGUCUGUCGGCGGCCGACGAGCACCCGGUGCCGGCGCGGCUGGCCUCCGGGCUGCGCGACUUCAGCCACAUGGAGGACGACGUGGACCGGCAGCGGCUGCUGGGACAGCGCGCCGGCGGCGCCGACCCGGCGCAGGCCGGCCUCUCCGAGCAGCUCUGCAAACAGGAACGGUACGAGCGGCUGCUGCGGCGCGCGCGGACCGAGGACCUCUCGGAGAUCUCCGGCAUCGGCUGUCUCUACCAGACGGGCAAGGACCGCUUCGGUCGGCCCGUCAUCUGCUUCAUCGGCAAGUGGUUCCGAGCCACGGAGAUCGACCUCGACAAGGCGCUGCUGUACCUGAUCUACCUGCUGGAGCCACUGGUAGCGCACGACUACACGAUCGUGUACUUCCACACGCUGACCGAGUCGGACAACCACCCGGCACUGCACUGGAUCCGGCACGUCUACGACGUACUCGAGUACAAGUACAAGAAGAACCUGAAGGCGUUCUACAUCGUGCACCCCACCAUCUGGACCAAGCUGAUGACCUGGUGGUUCACCACCUUCAUGGCGCCGGGCAUCAAACAAAAGGUACGCCACCCCCCGGCCCCCACCCACACGCCAUCAAACAAAAGGGAGGAUCGCCCACUGACGGAGCGAUCACUGUGCCCGUUCACCACACGGACCGGCCGCGUGUUCGCCGAGUACGACAUCGAGAUGGAGCACGCCCAGCUGGACCCGGAGUGCGCCGACAGCGACCUGUCGUGCGGCGAGCACGGCACGGGCCUGUGCGCGCCGGUCCAGUCGGCCGUCCAGUUGGGCGGCCGAUCAGAGACAGUCACACUGGCGUACGUCUGUGCGCUGUCGGAGGGCGCCCCGCGGGCGGACCAGGCUCCCGGGCUGGCGUGA